Candida dubliniensis CD36 is the source of this 1998-nucleotide messenger RNA. RefSeq names its product biotin--[acetyl-CoA-carboxylase] ligase. The record is from RefSeq and is a predicted model, not a curated record. Gene Ontology annotation, cellular component: cytoplasm. The coding region runs from base 1 to 1998 and encodes 665 amino acids. Gene Ontology annotation, biological process: protein modification process. The transcript has a single exon. Gene Ontology annotation, molecular function: biotin--[biotin carboxyl-carrier protein] ligase activity. Lineage: Eukaryota; Fungi; Ascomycota; Pichiomycetes; Serinales; Debaryomycetaceae.
AUGAAUGUUCUAGUAUAUUCUGGCCCCGGCACUACAACCGAAGGUGUAAAACAUUGUUUGGAGACAUUGCGACUCCAUUUGGCGUCGUAUUACGCUGUCCUUCCUGUUAACGAGACGGUGUUGUUGAAUGAGCCAUGGAUGAGGAAAACGUCUUUGUUAGUUAUACCAGGAGGGGCGGAUUUGCCGUACUGCAAAGUGCUUGAUGGGAAAGGCACCACCAAAAUUUCGAAAUAUGUCAAGCAAGGAGGGAGAUUUUUAGGGUUUUGUGCUGGUGGGUAUUUUGGGGCUGCCCGAUGUGAGUUUGAGGUUGGCAGUCCAACGAUGGAGGUGACUGGACCACGAGAACUUGGGUUUUUCCCUGGAACGGCCAAAGGGUGUGCAUUCAAAGGUUUCAAGUAUGAGCUGCGUGCUGGUGCAAGAGCGGUGAAGUUGAUGGUCAAUACUGCUGCGUUGCCUGGGUGUCCCAACCAUGUUUACAACUAUUACGAUGGUGGGGCUGUUUUUAUCAAUGCUGAGAAGUAUAAAGACGUCGAAAUCUUGGCACGGUACGAGGACAAAACUGAUGUUGAGGAUGCAGAGAAGGCUGCUGUUGUGUACAGAAAGGUCGGUAAGGGGCACGUUAUUUUGAGUGGCACUCACCCUGAGUUCGCCUCUCACUUGUUGGAUCCGCGAGAUGAAGAUGGUUCUGGGUAUGCCUCGGUGGUUGAAACACUCAAGGAACACGAACACAACAAGAAAGUAUUUAUGAGGGAUUGCUUGAAAAAAUUGGGGUUGCGAGUUGCCGAGAGUGUUGAUACAGCCAUUCCGAGGGUUACGCCGAUGUAUGUUGUGUCUCCGUUUAAGGACAAGGUGAGGGAUAUGUACCUGAAUUUGACCAGCAAAUUGGAACUUGGUGAUGAGCCGUUUCAGGAUAACAACGAUAUUUUUUAUUUUGCUGACGAAACCCAGGAGGCCGGUGAGUAUGUUGGUAAAGCCAAGUAUAUCAACUUCCUAACUCUGGCCGGUAUACCAGACCUGAAAAUGGUCCCCUAUUUUAAUAUCCAGAAGUAUUUUGAUAAUUUGCAGGUAUUGUCGGGGGGAGGCGAGAUCAAGUUUGGCGGGAUUUUGGGUUACGCUGAGGUUAUCACGUCUACCAACACGAUAAUGGAUAAGAAUCCGCAAUGGUUGGAGCAUCUUCCGAAUGGGUUCACCAUUACUGCAACCACGCAAAUUGCUGGUCGAGGUCGUGGGGGUAAUGUGUGGGUCAACCCUAGAGGUGUUCUUGCUACGUCGGUGCUUUUCAAGGUGCCACCUUCGCCCUCGUCCUCGUCAACGGUGGUUACGUUGCAGUAUUUAUGUGGGUUGGCGUUAAUUGAGUCGAUCUUGGGCUAUGGAAGCCAUGUUUCCGGACAAGGAGUUGGGUAUGAGGAUAUGCCAUUGAGACUAAAAUGGCCCAACGAUAUUUUUAUUAUGAAGCCCGAGUAUUUCAAGUCGUUGGACGCCAAGAAUGAUAUAAGUGCAACUGUUGAUGGUGUCGAUGAGAAGUUUGUUAAGGUUUCGGGAGCGUUGAUCAACUCGCAGUUUAUCAACAAAACCUUCUACUUGGUAUGGGGAGGCGGGGUUAAUGUAUCGAACCCAGCACCCACAACGUCGUUAAACUUGGUUUUAGAGAAGUUGAAUGAGAUCAGACGUGAAAAGGGGUUGUCACCAUUGCCGCCAUACGAGCCAGAGGUGUUACUUGCAAAGCUUAUGUUUACCAUUGACCAGUUUUAUUCUGUGUUUGAAAAGUCAGGAUUGCAGCCGUUUUUGCCUUUAUAUUAUAAGCGGUGGUUCCAUACUAACCAGAAAGUAGAGGUUGAUAAUGGUAGCGGGAAACAAAGAACGUGUAUUAUUAAGGGUAUCACCCCAGAUUAUGGAUUGCUUAUUGCUGAAGAUGUAGAGACGCACAAAGUGUUGCAUUUACAACCUGAUGGAAAUUCGUUUGACAUAUUUAGAGGUUUAGUAUAUAAGAAGAAUUAA